Molecule: messenger RNA, 3013 nt
Organism: Bombus terrestris (buff-tailed bumblebee)
Lineage: Eukaryota; Metazoa; Arthropoda; Insecta; Hymenoptera; Apidae
Gene: hfw
Product: protein halfway
Exons: 9
Coding region: 439-1971 (510 amino acids)
Molecular function (GO): protein binding
Source: RefSeq, a predicted model, not a curated record
AAAAACAUAAAAAAACAAAAGAUGAAAGCAAAGUUGGGAAAGGAGGAUAACAGUGAUUCUAGUGAUGGAGUAAUUUAUCGUUUGUACAGGGCCACCGAGUGUAAUAAGCGACGCGUUCUGCCACUAGCUAACCAAUUUUGAUUCAUUAAUAGGUCGACCUGUAUGACCUAAAGUGUCGGAGACUGCUAAACGAAUUAAUUUAUCCACAUUCUUUUAGUGCGAAUACGCAAUAUGUGUGCCUUUCUUACACAGAAACAAAAUUUUGUUUAUUCUCAAUUGUGAUUAUUUUUAUCCGUGAGUUAUCUCUCAGUUGCAUACAUAACAUUGUUCUACAUCGAAUGGAAAACAAUACAACUUAAAAAUUACUUCGCAAUGUAGAAGGAUUUUUUGCCAGUUUUAUUAUAAAACUGUGCAAGAUGAAGUGAAACACGGCAAUGUAUGUUCGAGCUAUGUUCGAGAGAUCAAUUGGAUUUGCAGAUGCAGUGGUUUGCCAUAAUGAUGUGUUUAUAUGCUGGUGUAGCAAGUGCAAGGACAGAAGAAGAUCAACAAACAUCCUCUUCAACUUCAAUUAUUGGGAUAUCUGAUGGUCUUUUAGAACAAUGCUUUUAUCGGCAAUCCAGUGAAUGUCCUGAUGUUAAAACAACUCGAUGUUCUUGUAAGAAAAUUGUUGUAGCCCAUAAUAAUCCUGAGGGCAAUGCUGUACUUUGUUGCAACUUGGAUGUUCAGAACUUUGAUUCGGAACUUUCCUGUGCAGGAUUUCCAUCAAACAUAUCAUACAUACAUAUAAGAAAUGCAACAUUGGAUAUAUUCAAUGUAAGUGAAAUUCGGUGGAGAAGGCUAAAGUCACUUGCAAUUACCGAUGGUAAAAUUAAUAGAGUGAAGGGACAGUUUCGAAUGAUGACACCAACAGUUUGCUUGAAUCUUUCAAACAAUGCUCUCAUCGAAGUAGAGAAUAAUUCACUUACUCGAUUAGCUCAACUCACUACUUUGGAUUUGUCUUAUAAUAAUCUCACACAUUUACCAGCCUUAAAUACAAUGAAUGGCCGAGAAUUUUGGCUUGAUAUUUCAGGAACAAAUACACUUUGGUGUCAUGACAUUUACCAAUAUAUUAAUAAAACAGGAGAAAAGCAAAUUAAUUUCAAUCAUGAAAAUGAAACUGUAUGUUCAGCUAGUAAGACUUGGCAUUGGUUCAACACUACAGAACAAGUUCCAUUGAAACAAGUUCGAUAUCUUAGUUUGUUGCAAACAGAAUGUCCAAAAGGUGAUACAUGGCAAUGUCAAUGCAACUUCAGAAGAUUGGAUAUUGUCGAAGGUAAACCACCGACUUUAGUGGUAAAUGUAGAUUGUAGCGGAAUUCAAAUUACCGAAUUACCUGAAAAAUUACCUCGCAAUACUAUAGCCCUGAAUGUAUCAUGUAAUAAUAUCACUGCAUUAGAUGAUCUGAGUACCAAUCCAUCUUAUGAAGAUAUAAGAGAGUUUUAUGCAGACUACAAUCAUAUAUCGUCUAUAAAUAAAUUAGAAGGGUCCAAAUUUUUAGAUAAUUAUGCUUUACUUAGUUUACGAUACAAUAAAAUUAAAUCUCUUCCAACAUACAUUUUAAGUCCUAAUACUCAUGACAAAAGUUUUAUCAGUUCGCGAUUAGUAAAGCUUGGAGGAAAUGAAUUACAUUGUGAUUGUAACACGGCCAAGUACCUAAAGGUAUGGUUACAAACUCGCAUAUUAGAUUCCGAUGAAGUAUUGUGCGAAAAUGUAAAGGAAAAAGUUGUUGACUUAGAACCUUCAAAAAUGUGCGUUUAUCCUGGUGAUUGGACAGAUUAUAUUUAUUAUAUUAUUGCUACAGAAGUCGUGCUAUUGAUAAGCUUGAUAGCUAAAGUAUCUUAUGAUUAUUGGAUUUUUAAAACGGCAGGUUACCUUCCAUGGCCAGCAAAUAAAAUGCCUAAACUACCUUGUGAUUGGCUAUGUGAAACCUAAUAAUAUAUUUUUUAUAUUUCAUUUGUACCAUAUGUUUUACUGAAAGAAAAUGAAUUUUAAUAUUUCCAUAAAAUUAAAAAAACAUGUAUGUUUUUAUAUAUAUGUAAAAUAUACACAAAUAGGGUAUGAAAUGUUUUAACUGAUGUGUAUAUGAACUUAUGUGUAUAUUGUACAAAAAUAUAUAAUUACUUAAACGAUAAAUACAUAGUAGUCAAAUACAAUUAUUCAGAUUUCAAAAUUUUAAAUAAAAGAAAUGAGCUAGUGCCAUGAUUUUUAAGUAUCGUUUUGUGAUUAAUAUUCAAAAGUACAAAAUAAAAUUUAUGUAUGUUCAAGUUUAUAACAUCAUAAUUGUAACAUAAUUCUUAAAAAGGUAAUGAUAACUUUUUCUUAUUAAAAGCAAUUUAUUUUAAUGAAUACCAUAAUAAUCAAUAUUCAUCUAAUACAACUAUCUUGUAAUGUGUGUUCAUAUAAAUUGAUCUAUAUAGGCUAAUACAUAUCAGAUAUACAAAUUUAAUAUAUUGCCAUGUGUAAUAAUGAUGUGAUAUUUUGUAUUAAAUAUUGUAUUCAAUAUCUCAAUUACUAUUUCAUAAUUAAAAUAUACUAAUUAAGAAUAUAAUAUUGUUAAUAAUAUAUUUUUAAAUAUAUAAUAUUUUUAUAUGAUACGUAUGAGUAUGCAAGUGUACAUAUAAAAUCAAUAAUUAUCCUAUUAUACAAAAAAUAUAAUAUAGUAUUGUAAUAAACCAUAUCAGGCCAUACAAAUAUAUUUAACAUACUUACUUAAUAGUUUAUCUCUUGAUGAUGAUUGAUGGAUAUAUACAACAUAUAUUUAUAUAUACGUAAGCGUUUAUACAUAUGUAUUUAAAAUAUUUUAUUGUUUAUACAAUACAUUUACUUCACAUGUAAUAUAAUUAUAAAUUUUUUACUAGUUUACAAUAUGUAUCGGUUAAUAUACACGAUAUUAAGUAUAUAUAAGACUAUUUCUUUUAUUCACGUUUUAUUCAGAAACUUUUUAAGUCAUUCCUCUUUCUUUUUUAAAUUGUAU